Molecule: messenger RNA, 540 nt
Organism: Camelus dromedarius (Arabian camel)
Lineage: Eukaryota; Metazoa; Chordata; Mammalia; Artiodactyla; Camelidae
Gene: ANXA2R
Product: annexin A2 receptor
Exons: 1
Coding region: 1-540 (179 amino acids)
Molecular function (GO): signaling receptor activity
Source: RefSeq, a predicted model, not a curated record
AUGGAGCAGAACUUUCCUCAAUGCGUGCGGGAGGCCUGGGAUUCUGCAGAGAAGUCCCAGGAACCAGAGAUGCUGCAAAUCUUGAGCUUAGCGGACCCUGAGGAAUGGCAGCUCCCUUUCUAUCCUAAGCUGGGCCACCUCUCUUGGGACAACCAGAACUUCAAUCGGGAACUACUUUCUACCCCCUGCGGGCUUCUGCGCGCUUACUGCCCCAAACACGGACCCAGAGCGCAGAGAACCUCGCCGCCCGCCCCGGACCCAAUGACCACGACACGCCAGGAGCCACAGGCGCCCCCAGGAGAGGCGGCCGCCGCCCGCCCCCAAAGCUUCUCUGGGCUCGUCUUCCAACAUCGAGGACCCAAAAUCUGGAACCCGAGACCUCUGACCUCAAAGACCCAUCUGGAGCAUCGCCCUCCUCCUGGCCUGGGGAGACACCACUCGAAGUCUCAAGACAAGUGGCAGCGGACCAAUGCGCUGUCGCCAAGAACUUGGGCUGCCUCCCCUGCAGCGUUUCGGCCCAAGAGCCCUCAUCUCCGCUGA